Messenger RNA from Hevea brasiliensis (rubber tree), 1172 nucleotides. Its product is annotated as rhodanese-like domain-containing protein 14, chloroplastic. Gene Ontology annotation, cellular component: chloroplast. The record is from RefSeq and is a predicted model, not a curated record. Bases 220 to 942 code for a protein of 240 amino acids. NCBI's taxonomy places the organism in Eukaryota, Viridiplantae, Streptophyta, Magnoliopsida, Malpighiales, Euphorbiaceae. The transcript has 5 exons.
UUUCAAUAUCCAUAAUCCACAUGACAGGACUCCCACAUGAACAUGAACCACAAGUUGAGAUUUUUGUCGGAGAUGAAAAUCUCCGAUGCAUAUGUCCCACUCAUAUCCUCUGCAAGCUCUCAAUAUUUUCCAGACAUUCUUCAUUUUUUUUUAACUAAUAGGAACUUCACAGCUAAUUCUAAUUUCUCUGAUUUAAGUUUUUUCUAAACAGAAACAAUAAUGGCUGCAAUCAGCACACUCUCUUCUUCUUCUUCUUCUUCUUCCUUGUAUCCAAAUUUUCAGUCAUCACCAUUAAUUUUCUCUUCCAAAUCUGUUCGAGACCUUAGUUCAUAUUUGUUCGCUGUCAGAACAGAAGGGUAUGUGAGGGGGAGAUUGUCCUCACACCAGACAGUUUCAAGGAGCCUGAAAGUCCUGAAUGCAGCAACAAAACCUGCAAAAUCACCAGCUGAAGAAGAAUGGAAGGUUAAGAGAGAGCUUCUUCUGCAGAAAAAGGUAAGGAGUGUAGAUGUAAAGGAAGCUCUGCGCCUUCAGAAAGAGAAUAAUUUUGUGAUUCUUGACGUCCGGCCUGAAGCAGAGUUCAAAGAGGCUCAUCCACCAGGUGCUAUAAAUGUGCAAAUAUAUAGGCUUAUAAAGGAGUGGACCGCAUGGGACAUUGCUAGGAGAGCUGCAUUUGCAUUUUUUGGCAUCUUUGCAGGCACAGAAGAAAACCCUGAGUUUCUACAGAUUGUGGAAUCAAAAAUAGAUAAAAAUGCAAAGAUAAUAGUGGCUUGCUCAGCUGGGGGUACAACAAAACCAUCCCAAAGUCUCCCUGAAGGUCAACAGUCUAGAUCCCUGAUAGCAGCCUACCUUUUAGUUCUUAAUGGAUACACAAAUGUCUUCCACUUAGAAGGAGGCCUUUAUUCAUGGUUUAAAGAGGGGUUGCCAACAGUUUCUGAAGAGUAAAGCAUCAUCAGUUUUAAAGAUAGUGCCUCUACAGAGACUCAAGUUCUUUCCCAGUGAAGAUGAUUAGUGCAUUGACUUAAUUUUGGUCCAAAGAUUUGAGACAAUCUUGGAUCAAGACUGAGCUUUGCUCCUCUUGAGAUGCUAAUAUCUCAUAAGACUGUUAAAAUUUUUGUCUUACAUUGUUUAUCUGCAUAUAAUUAGAAUGCAUGUGAAAUGGUAACAUUGAAAAA